AAGUGACCGGAUGGCAGAGUAACCAAAGCAGGACAUUCUGACAGCAUUGGGAAAGCUUUUCAAUUUUAUUUUUUUUACGAUAGCUUGGAUAUAAAUAUAAAUGUACAAACCCAUUUUAAUACUAUAAUAAUAUGUAUCACUUUAUUAGUUGGUCACAUUAUAAGACAUUCUCUUUUGGGAAACUGUGCUUCUCUUUAUUUAAUUUUUUAUUUUGCAAAAAUGAACAUAAUAAAACAAACAAUAAAAGAGUCGAAAGCCAGUCAUUUAAAACAAGAUGAGUAAAAAAACAAAUGCCAAGUUAGUGUGAUUUUUGUGUCGGAGACAGAAAGCGCCCCCCGCGGUUAGAAGAUGAACCGUCCAAACAUUGCUCCACAGUUAAUCCACCGCGUCCCCCCGCGUUGCUAGUGGCAACAGAUUCCAAACAAACCCAAAGAAACUCGGGGAAGCCCUCUCUACAGAGAGCCUGACCAAGUCUGCGAUAUUUAGACCAAUAGGCUCUCCUGUUUCAGGUAAAAUGAGCUCACCUUUGUCCAUGCUGAAGAAAACGAAGCGCACUCCACUGCAGGGCCAUCAGAAUGAAAAAUGGGACAGGCAGAAAGUGCCCUUCAGGAGGAAUCUGUUAAAAGAAUUUCAGGCAGAAUUGGCCGAUGACGAAUCCUGUGAUGGAAAUCCUCCCCAGACCUCGAACACUCCUGCCAACUCUGUCUCAACUUCUAAGUCAAACGCUGCCUUAAAGAAAGGUGCUCCUCCAAGCAACUUUGAGCUCAUGUCGGCCAUGAUGCAGCGUGUGACUCUGCUGGAGAAAAUAGUGAAGAGCCAAGCUCAGGAGCUUGAGCAGAAGAAUGAAAGGAUUUCUGUAUUGAGGGACAAACUGAGGCUUCUGAAGGAAUCAGAGAGCCCCCAUGAUAUUGAAAGUAGUUCAGCUGUUGAAAGAAGGUGCCAAAAACUACAGAAUCAAGUGUGUGAGAUGGAGAGCUUUCUGAGCGACUACGGUUUGAUCUGGGUGGGAGGUGAAGGCGAGCAGCCGCGUAACUCAGAAAGAGGCCUCUGGCAGCCAGACACCUCUGAGGCUAGGAUCUUCCACAUGAACUUUGAGCUCGUGCUGCAGAGGAUCAGGGAGCUAAACAUCCUGGCCGGGGAGGGAGAGUGUUUCGUUCAAUCGACUUCCACCGGGGCUCAGCUGGCAAAGAAGGAUCCUAUUCAACUGAGUCUGUACAAUAAUGGCAUUGUCAUGUUUCAGGGUCCUUUCCGCUCUUAUGAGGAGCAAAGCACACAGCAGUGCAUGCAGGAUCUGAUGGAUGGGUAUUUUCCAGCCGAGCUGCAGGAAAGAUUCCCAGAUGGUGUGCCCUUUGAGGUUCACGACAGGCGGCAUGAGGAAUUUAACUCCAGACUUCCGUGGAGUCAAUUUCCUGGAGAAGGACAAGCUGUUCUCGGGAAAAGAGAUGAAUCAGUGAAUGUCGUCAGCUCUCGGUUACCCGGCAAGAAGUUGAGCAUUGAUCAGUUCUUGAACAAACUACCGAAGGUGAUAGUGAAGGCAGGUCGUGUGAUUGAUGUCAGAGACUCACUGAGGACUACCCUACAGGGUUCAUCUGAUGCCCAGAGCAGCUCAAUGAUCCUCAUAGACACACCGGCACUGCAAGUCAUGAAAGAGAGAUUGCAGACAUUUAGCACGGACCGGCCUUUGUCUGCCCUCGAUGAUAUCACGCUCAAGGUGAAGACAGAAGAUGGGAAUCAUACUUACAUCUUGAAAAUGAGCUCCUCUGAAACGAUCGGCCACCUCCGGCAGUAUCUGGACAAUCACAGAGGGGUGCAUCUCCAUGGUUAUGACAUCAUCAGCGCAUACCCACAGAGCUGCUACGAUGACGACAGCAACACGCUCCAAUUGUGUGGACUCACGAGUAACGCUACUCUGCUGCUGCGGAAGAGGACAGGUCCUCCUUCACCGACUGAAGUCAAAUAAAACUAAACGAACGAUUAUGAAUGACCUGUACGAGAUUUGAGUUUAAAAACAGACUUUUUCUCAGGCGUUUAGUAUGAAUAAAACAGUGGUACGGUAUUGAUGAGCCAUUCAACAUGAUCUUCUAUCAACAUUACGACAAAUGAGAUUCUUUUCUGAGUGCCGGUACUCUCUGUUUUCUCUAAAUUCAAGAUGUACAGCUCUUUGUAAGGGACUCACUGGGAGCACUUUAUGUAAAAUGAGGAGGACUGCUGACUUGGUGGCCCCCUGUGACUGAAAGAUAAACAGAAACACUCA
Labrus bergylta (ballan wrasse) is the source of this 2254-nucleotide messenger RNA. It is a transcript of the gene ubxn11, whose product is annotated as UBX domain protein 11. NCBI's taxonomy places the organism in Eukaryota, Metazoa, Chordata, Actinopteri, Labriformes, Labridae. The record is from RefSeq and is a predicted model, not a curated record. Gene Ontology annotation, molecular function: ubiquitin binding. Gene Ontology annotation, biological process: proteasome-mediated ubiquitin-dependent protein catabolic process.